AUGAAUUGGAAUGACAGUUUAAGGUUACAUACCUGGGAGGAGGACAUUAUAUUCAAGAACGAGUGUAAUACUUCUGAGUGGACCACAGAAGAGGAUAAAGAAUUCGAGAGUGAUCUAACACUCUACAACAGCGAUCCCGCCUGUUGGGAAAGAAUCGUGUCGACAAUUCCCGGAAGGACAAUUCAAGAGGAAGUUUCGUGGCCGCAGUUGAGCCUUGACCUCCUCUCUGCUGCUCAAUCCAAGGCGCCAUGGCGUCGGCCGCCACCAACCCGAGUUGCUUCUCCCAUUAGGAGUCGUUGCCCCCUCCCCGAUGUAGAGCUUCGCCGCACUCGCCGGUCGUCUAUGGGUGGUGGAGCGGGUUCCGAAGCAGAAGCAUCUCAAGGAUUGGCAGAUUGGUCGGCGUCGGAGUUCGGAGCUCGUCUGUCUCCAUCACCUCUCUAUCUUCACCUCCCCGACAGCAUGGAGGAGGCCGACCAUGGCCCAUCACCGGCGCGGCCUUAG
Messenger RNA from Striga asiatica, 501 nucleotides. Lineage: Eukaryota; Viridiplantae; Streptophyta; Magnoliopsida; Lamiales; Orobanchaceae. The record is from the annotation of a GenBank genome assembly.